Messenger RNA from Ruditapes philippinarum (Manila clam), 674 nucleotides. Its product is annotated as proline-rich transmembrane protein 1-like. Lineage: Eukaryota; Metazoa; Mollusca; Bivalvia; Venerida; Veneridae. Gene Ontology annotation, cellular component: membrane. The coding region runs from base 108 to 581 and encodes 157 amino acids. The transcript has 4 exons. The record is from RefSeq and is a predicted model, not a curated record.
UUACACCGCUACGCCAUCAGCCUAUAUAAAGUGUAGCAAAUUACACUUUUUUCUUCCUUGUUCUUAGCUUAUUUGUACGAUCUACAUUAAAAAAGGCGUAACACAAAAUGGCGGAGAGGGCAGGUUACAACCAACCCGACGACGGAUACACAGAUAAGUAUGCGAAAAUCAAGGUGGAUGUUCUACACCCUUACCAACCAGAUAUUCUUACAUCGCAGCAAGGUAACGGCCAGCAGCCAUAUCCAUUUCAACAAUCAUACCGACACGACACAAAUACAAAAGUGGUUGUUACUCAGCCAGAACCUGGUAUCGCCUUUUACCACAAGAGACCUCCAGAUUAUAUGAUUGGAUCUAUUUUAGCUUGCUUCUGCUGUUUCUGGCCUACUGGAAUAUGCGCAAUCUUCUAUGCAAACGAGGCAAAUUAUUUUGCAAAUGCUGGUGACUAUGCCGGGGCAAGAAGAAUGUCUGACAACGCCAAAAAGCUAAUGAUAACCAGUGUGUUUAUUGGAAUUAUUUUGUUGGUCAUUUUUGUGUCCUUGAAAUUGAUAUUAUAUAACGACAAUGUUUACAACCACUACUGACAAAUAACAAAACCAUGCACCUUUUAUGACAAUUCAUUUUGCCUUUAUAAAUAUUUUACUAAAGUAAAUCAAACAUUUCAAAUAAAAAUAAAA